AUGUUUUCCGAUGGCCUUCCAAGCGAAGUCGUCGAGAACGCCAAACGUCUGUUCGCGAUUCUUGUGAUGAUUGGCGAGCCUCAAGCAAUUCGUAAGCUAGUAAGCGAUGGUCUCACUGACGACGACUUGCCGUUUGCCAGGCCAGAGCAAGUCGACAGUGGUAGUAUCUUGGAAUCGAAGAGAAGAAAGAAAGUCAAGUCGUUUCAAGACUGGAGGAAUGACGCAAAGGUGGACAUAUUUUUGGACAAGCAGUGGCUAUUUCUUGCACCCGUUUUGGAUCUCUCAGGAGGCUCCGAGACUGUGGAUGCACAAUGUCCGCUGCCUUUCUUGAGGGCAACUGCAGUCCGAGGUACCCACAGCAGUACCGUUUACAAGAGUGAGCUACAUGUCGCGCAUCAAAAAGGUGCUAGAGCGCAAAAUUCGAAUCUGCUGGUUGCGGUGAAGGUAUUUCAAAAGACUGACGCUGAUGUCUUGUUCGAGAAGGAAAGGAAAAACCUCCAGAAGACGAGGGGCAUCGAUGACAGACAUCUCAUACAGCAUUUGUUUUGCUGCGAGCGCAAGCCGUCUUAUUUCAUUGUUUUUCCGUGGGCUGAUGGGGGGAAUCUCCGAGACUUCUGGAAACUACACACGUCGGAUCAGGGAUUUUUGCUGUGGUCGCUACAGCAAAUGCUUGGUAUCAGCGGCGCGCUGCGCAAGCUUCAUGACAUGAACUGUCGACAUGGAGAUCUCAAGCCUGCCAACAUUCUUUACUUCAAACACGGCGGCCUAGGAAAUCUUGUCAUCGCAGAUGUCGGGGUUUCGAAGGUGCACAAGUACGCCACGAACCUGAGAGAGGGCGCAACAAAUGAGAAGGCGACAACACCAGCAUACGAGCCACCAGAGGCCUUUGAGAAGACAAAUAAGCCAAGGCCUCGGCGAUAUGACAUCUGGUCCAUGGCUUGUAUUUACCUUGAGUUCAUCGUCUGGAUUGUUCAUGGUUUCGAUGCCGUCGCUAGCUUCGCAAGCAGCAGGGACGAACCUAACGCCAACUUCUUCAGAUUCCGCGGUACAGUGCCAGAAAUACACCCAUCUGUGAUGGAGGCGAUAUCAGCUUUGCGCCACGAUCCUCGUUGCAAGGGUGACACAGCAUUGGCGGCGAUUAUCAACCUGAUCACGGAGCAUCUAUUACGUCUUCAAGUCGACGACCGCGUCACGGCAGAGGUCCUUUACAACAAGCUUGAUGUUACUGUGCAACGUGCGAACCGCAAUCCAUCAUUCAUCAUGCGACAAGUGGACCGCGUUCCUGCAACACCAGACAUCUUCCGAUCUACAGGUCCAGUCUUUGAUGGCCCAACGUCAACCUAUACUUAG
Molecule: messenger RNA, 1350 nt
Organism: Colletotrichum siamense
Lineage: Eukaryota; Fungi; Ascomycota; Sordariomycetes; Glomerellales; Glomerellaceae
Gene: KCC1
Product: Calcium/calmodulin-dependent protein kinase
Exons: 3
Coding region: 1-1350 (449 amino acids)
Biological process (GO): peptidyl-serine phosphorylation; peptidyl-threonine phosphorylation
Molecular function (GO): protein serine/threonine kinase activity; ATP binding
Source: RefSeq, a predicted model, not a curated record